CAACGUCGACCUAAAAUUUACAAUCCCAUUUGGUUGUUGAAUACUGACGUGAUUUCAUUCGAUAUUUAUUUAUUUAUUUUUUUUUUUGAUAUUCGAUCUCAAUCAAUAAUAAAUACAUUCGAAAAUGUUUGAAGCUAAAUUGGAUCGUGGUAUUGUUUUGAAAAAAAUUCUCGAUGCCAUCAAUCAAUUGGUUAAUGAAGCUAGCUGGGAAUGUACAUCAUCGGGAAUGUCAUUACAAGCUAUGGAUACAUCUCAUGUAUCAUUGGUCGCAGUCAAUUUGAAUGCCGAUGGUUUUUCCAAAUUUCGUUGUGAUCGUAAUAUGGUUCUUGGAAUGAAUCUUGUUAACCUUUCUAAAAUUCUAAAAUGUGCUGGCAAUGAUGAUAAAGUUACAGUUAAAGCUGCUGAUGGUGAUGACAAGAUCAAAUUGAUUUUCGAAGCAUCAAACGAAUAUGAAGUAUCUCAGUAUGAGAUCAAAUUGAUGAAUUUAGAUGCUGAAUAUUUGGGUAUUCCGGAAACCUCUUACAAUGUGACAGUAAAAAUGCCUGCUGCAAAAUUUCAACGUAUCUGUCGUGAUCUAAACCAAAUAGGUGAUGCUGUAACCAUUACCUGUACAAAAAGUGGUGUUGAAUUUUCUGCAACCGGCGAUCUCGGUAAUGGCAGUGUUACAUUAAAUCAGAAUAGUUCAUUCGAUAAACCAGAAGACAAUGUUAGCAUAUCGAUGCAGGAACCAUUAUCACAAACAUUUGCCCUAAAAUAUUUGAAUCAAUUUACAAAAGCAACACCACUUUGUUCACAGGUUACAUUGUCAUUAUCACCUGAUGUACCAUUGGUUGUUGAAUAUAAAGUAAUCGAAGAAGCUGAAGAAGAUUCUAAAACUGAAAUUGGCCAUAUCCGAUAUUAUUUGGCACCAAAAAUUGAUGAUAAUAAUGAAUAAUAAUUCUUUAUUUGUGAAAAAAACA
Dermatophagoides farinae (American house dust mite) is the source of this 959-nucleotide messenger RNA. Its product is annotated as proliferating cell nuclear antigen. Gene Ontology annotation, biological process: regulation of DNA replication; mismatch repair; leading strand elongation. Lineage: Eukaryota; Metazoa; Arthropoda; Arachnida; Sarcoptiformes; Pyroglyphidae. The record is from RefSeq and is a predicted model, not a curated record. Gene Ontology annotation, molecular function: DNA binding; DNA polymerase processivity factor activity. Gene Ontology annotation, cellular component: PCNA complex.